This is a messenger RNA of Venturia canescens, 14764 nucleotides long. It is a transcript of the gene Dhc64C, whose product is annotated as dynein heavy chain, cytoplasmic. The coding region runs from base 186 to 14294 and encodes 4702 amino acids. Gene Ontology annotation, biological process: microtubule-based movement. Gene Ontology annotation, molecular function: dynein light intermediate chain binding; ATP binding; minus-end-directed microtubule motor activity. The record is from RefSeq and is a predicted model, not a curated record. NCBI's taxonomy places the organism in Eukaryota, Metazoa, Arthropoda, Insecta, Hymenoptera, Ichneumonidae. The transcript is spliced from 19 exons. Gene Ontology annotation, cellular component: axonemal dynein complex.
UUUUACCGUUGGGCGCGGUGACGGUGAAAGACUGAAGAGCAAAGGAGCACGUUAAAAGCAGCUGCGCUAUCGAGUCAUCGAGUGACAGCAGCACCACGCAAUCGCGUGCUGCUUCUCGUUUUGUAAUUUGUCGCAUAUACACAAGAGAUACUCGUAAUAACAGAGACGUUCGAAGAGAUUAGAAAAUGGGCGACUCGUUGGAUGGAUCCGGCGAGCCUUCGCCGGAAUCACAGAACAUAGCGGUCGUCGAACACACAGCGUUUGUUAAUUUUCUUCGCAAAAUCGUAACUAUAUUGGCACCGGAGGAGGAUGGCGUACCAGCCGGUUUCAACUCGGCCCUUGAGGAGAAGAAUAAUCAAGAAUGCAUCCGAAAGUUUAUCGGCGAUUCUCAAGUUUGGGCACUUUGUAUUCAAAGAAGCUCCAUCAAAGAGGAAGAUAGCGGCGAAGGUGAAGAAGAGAGAGAAAGCGCCAUGUAUCAUAUAUCCAACGAAAUUUAUUUUACCAAUCCAAAAAUGUCGUCGGUGGUACUGACAAAGAGAGGGGCUGUGAUAGAGGCUGACAAAUCAAUUCAUUCGCAACUGAGGAUAGUAAAUUAUGCGGAUGGGCCGCCGUACGAGACGCUCCAUGCUAUAAGCAAGACCAUGGUUCCGUUCUUUAAAAGUUAUGUCAAAGAGACAGGUAGAGCGGAUCGUGACGGGGACAAAAUGGCACCGUCUGUGGAGAAAAAAAUAGCAGAAUUGGAGAUGGGUUUACUGCAUUUGCAACAGAACAUUGAUAUACCUGAGAUAUCUUUGCCCAUUCAUCCAGUUGUUUUGCAAGUUAUAAAGCAAUGCGCGGAAGAAAAUCGUAAGCCCAAAGUAGCAGAUUUUGGUGACAGAGUGGAGGAUUCAACUUUCAUGAAUCAGUUGCAAAACGGAGUAAACAGAUGGAUAAAGGAGAUACAAAAAGUGACGAAAUUGAAUCGUGACCCCGAGUCUGGUACAGCUCUCCAGGAAAUAUCUUUUUGGCUGAAUCUAGAAAGAGCGCUUCACAGGAUACAGGAAAAGAGGGAGAGCAUAGAAAUAACUCUUACUCUUGAUAUUCUAAAGUACGGCAAACGUUUUCACGCUACAGUCAGUUUUGACACCGAUACUGGUCUUAAACAGGCCCUCGCAACGGUAAACGAUUACAAUCCGUUGAUGAAAGAUUUCCCGAUAAAUGAUUUACUUUCGGCAACCGAGCUCGAGCGCAUCAGAGCCGCUAUACAACAGAUAUUCAUGCAUUUGAGAAAAAUUCGUAGUACGAAAUAUCCGAUACAACGAGUGCUCAGAUUGGUCGAGGCGAUAUCUCGUGAUCUUGGACAACAAUUGCUGAAAGUAUUAGGUACAAGAAGGCUGAUGCACAUUCCGUUUGACGAAUUUGAGAAAGUAAUGUUCCAGUGUUUCGAGGUCUUCAUCACGUGGGACGACGAGUACGACAAGCUGACUGGUUUAUUGAGGGAUUUUAUUAAGAAAAAACGUGACGAACACAUGAAAAUGGUAUGGCGCGUCUCUCUGGCCCACAAGAAGCUUCAAACGCGGAUGGAACACAUGCGACGGUUUCGUCGCCAACACGAACAGUUGCGGGCGGUAAUAGUGAGGGUACUCAGGCCAAGCGCCGUUCUCAGACAGAGCAACGCGAAUUCUGGCAUCGUCGUCGAGCAGCAGGGUAUUCCUGACAACGAGGGAGUAACGAGCAAAGUCGAAUUCGCCCUUGAUGCUGCCGAUGCUAAUGCCAUCAGCGAGGUCAAUCUCGCUUAUGAGAAUGUCAAAGAGGUCGAUUGUCUCGACAUAACGAAAGAGGGCCUCGAGUUUUGGGAAGCGGCGGUUCAUCGAUACGAGGAACGUAUUGAACGAGUAGAGGCCAGAAUAACUGCGCAUCUUCGAGAUCAACUUGGUACCGCGAAAAACGCCAAUGAAAUGUUCCGCAUAUUUUCGCGCUUCAACGCUCUCUUCGUAAGGCCUCAUAUACGUGGCGCCAUCAGGGAAUAUCAGACUCAGCUGAUACAACGCGUCAAGGACGACAUCGAGGCGCUUCAUGAGAAAUUCAAGGUUCAAUAUUCUCAAAGUAAAUGCUGCAAGAUGAGCAUGGUUAGAGACAUACCGCCCAUUUCAGGAUCCAUCAUAUGGGUCAAGCAGAUUGAUUAUCAGCUCACCAUGUACCUCAAGCGCGUCGAGGAUGUUCUAGGUAAGGGUUGGGAAAAUCACAUCGAAGGACAAAAGCUCAAAGCCGAUGGUGAUAGUUUUCGUUUGAAACUAUCGACCCAGGAGAUCUUUGACGACUGGGCACGAAAAGUUCAACAACGAAAUAUCGGUGUCACCGGGCGUAUAUUCACCAUCGAGAGCGUGCGCUCGCGCUUGGGACGUGGCAACGUGCUUAAACUCAAGGUCAACUUUUUGCCGGAGAUCAUAACCCUCUCGAAGGAAGUGAGAAACUUGAAAAAUCUCGGUUUCCGUGUACCACUCGCUAUCGUCAACAAGGCUCAUCAGGCCAACCAGCUUUAUCCGUUUGCCAUCAGUUUAAUCGAAAGUAUAAGAACUUACGAGAGAACGUUGGAAAAGCUUACCAAUCGGAGUCCCCACUGUCCCACGUUAAAGAUCGAGGACAAAGCGAGCAUAAUUCCGUUGGUCGCGGGCAUGCGGAAAGAUGUACUAUCGUUAAUAUCCGAGGGUAUCGCUUUGGUCUGGGAGAGCUACAAACUCGACACAUACGUACAGCGUUUGUCCGACAUAGUAAUACUGUUUCAAGAAAAAGUGGAAGACCUUUUGGUGGUCGAAGAACAACUCGACGUUGACGUACGUUCUCUCGAGACUUGCCCUUAUUCGGCAAAUACAUUCGCCGAUAUAUUGUCGAAAAUUCAGAAAUCGGUGGACGAGCUAUCGCUGAAGAAUUACUCGAAUUUGCAUAUAUGGGUAGCGCGCUUGGACGAAGAAGUUGAGAAGAAUUUGGGUGCUCGAUUGGAGGCCGGUAUAAAAGCUUGGACGGACGCGCUCAUGGGACAGAAGAAAGAAGUCGAUUUGAGCAUGGAUACGGAUGCGCCCGCUCAACCGACCCACAAACCAGGCGGAGAUCCAAAAAUACAGAAUCAAAUAUACGAAGUGCGAAUAACGAAUCAAACCAUGUACCUCUAUCCGAGUAUCGAGGACGCGAGAUUUCAGAUAAUGCAACAAUUGUUCGCUUGGCAAGCGAUCGUAACUUCGCAAUCGCGACUACAGAGCUCCCGUUAUCAGGUCGGUCUGGAUAAACCAGAGUCCGGUACGUACAGAAAUCUCUUGACAAAAUUGCCGAGCGGUAAACAACCGUUGGAAUCGGCCUACGAGGCUGUAGAAUCUAAAAUGCGCAGUGUCGCCGAUUACGUUGACCAAUGGCUCAGAUAUCAGGCCCUGUGGGAUCUUCAGCCUGACAACCUUUACGGCAAACUCGGGGAUGAAAUAAACCUUUGGAUGAAGUGUCUGAACGAUAUAAAAAAGACACGAACGACUUUCGAUACGUCCGAUACGAGACGGGAAUUCGGUCCGGUAAUAAUUGAUUUUGCCAAGGUCCAGAGUAAGGUUUCACUGAAAUACGACUCUUGGCACAAAGAGACACUCGGUAAAUUUGGUUCUCUCCUCGGUAAUGAGAUGGCCAGUUUUCACUCCCAAGUAUCGAAAUCGCGAAGCGAUCUCGAGCAACAAUCGAUCGAAGCGGCGAGUACGACCGACGCGGUUGGCUUCAUAACGUACGUGCAAUCUUUGAAACGUAAAAUGAAAGCCUGGGAAAAGCAGGUAGAAGUUUAUCGAGAGGGCCAGCGAAUUCUCGAGCGUCAGCGUUUCCAAUUCCCAAGCUCUUGGCUGUACGUUGACAAUAUAGAGGGCGAGUGGGGCGCUUUUAACGAGAUAAUAAAGCGCAAGGAUACGAGUAUACAGAGCCAGGUGGCCUCGCUGCAGAUGAAAAUAGUUGCCGAGGAUAAGGCGGUAGAGACGAGAACCGGAGACUUUUUGAGCGAUUGGGAACGUGGCAAACCGGUCGAGGGACAUUUAAGACCGGACGAAGCAUUGCAGCAGCUGCAAUUAUUUGAAAGUAAAUUUGCUCGUCUAAAGGAAGAACGCGACAACGUGGCCAAGGCGAAGGAAGCCCUGGAGCUUCAAGAACCCGGUGGUGUCUCGACGAGCGAAGACAGAAUGCAAGUCGUAUUCGAGGAGUUACAGGACCUGCGGGGCGUAUGGUCCGAGUUGUCGAGAAUAUGGUCGCAGAUCGACGAAACUAGAGAAAAACCGUGGUUAUCGGUACAACCGAGAAAGUUGCGUCAACAAUUGGACACUAUGAUGUCUCAGUUGAAGGAAUUACCAGCUCGUUUGAGACAAUAUUCCUCGUACGAGUACGUUAAAAAAAUGCUACAGAGCUACAUCAAAGUAAACAUGAUGAUAAUAGAGCUCAAAUCGGACGCUCUGAAAGAACGACACUGGAAGCAACUGACGAAGCAGUUACGAGUCAAUUGGAUACUGAGCGAGUUGACGUUGGGUCAAGUGUGGGACGUUAAUUUGCAAAAAAAUGAGGCUAUCGUAAAGGACAUAAUACUAGUCGCCCAGGGUGAAAUGGCGCUCGAAGAAUUCUUGAAACAGGUACGGGAAUCGUGGCAGACUUACGAGCUCGAUCUAAUCAACUAUCAGAGCAAAUGUCGUUUGAUAAGGGGCUGGGACGAUUUGUUCAACAAAGUUAAGGAACACAUUAAUUCGGUUGCCGCAAUGAAAUUAUCACCGUAUUACAAGGUAUUCGAAGAAGAGGCUCUCACGUGGGAAGAGAAAUUGAAUCGCAUAAACGCUCUCUUCGACGUCUGGAUCGACGUACAACGUCGUUGGGUCUACCUCGAGGGUAUUUUUUCGGGUAGCGCUGACAUAAAGACUCUACUGCCCGUUGAGACCUCCAGAUUUCAGAGUAUAAGCUCUGAAUUUCUUGGCCUUAUGAAGAAAGUAUCGAAAUCACCGAUGGUGAUGGAUGUUCUCAACAUACCCGGUGUUCAGAGGGCUCUCGAGCGUCUCGCCGAUUUACUCGGUAAAAUACAAAAGGCUCUCGGUGAAUAUCUCGAGCGCGAAAGAACCUCCUUCCCGCGUUUCUACUUUGUCGGUGACGAGGAUCUUCUCGAGAUCAUUGGUAACAGUAAGAAUGUUGCGAGACUCCAAAAACAUUUCAAAAAAAUGUUCGCUGGGGUAGCGGCGAUACUGCUGAACGAGGACAACACCGUUAUCACGGGUAUCGCGUCAAGAGAAGGGGAGGAAGUUCACUUUAAUACGCCUGUAUCGACCAUCGAUUAUCCAAAGAUCAACGAGUGGCUGACCCUCGUGGAAAAAGAAAUGAGAGUUACCCUCGCCUCUAGUCUCGCUAAAGCGGUUCACGAUAUAAAACAAUUCAAGGACGGUAAUAUUAAUGCUCCCGCUUUUAUGUCCUGGUGCGAUAACUAUCAGGCUCAGAUAAUCGUUCUCGCCGCCCAGAUACUUUGGUCCGAGGACGUCGAGGCCGCUCUUCACGAAGCGCAGCACAGCUCCGAGUCCACAGACGCAGCCAAAGGUAAAACGGAUUCGCUCGAACGUGUUCUCCUGCAGGUCGAGGGUACCCUAAAUAUUCUCGCUGAUUCGGUACUCCAGGAGCAGCCCGCUCUGAGAAGGAAAAAACUGGAGCACCUUAUCAACGAAUUCGUUCAUAAGAGAACCGUAACGAGACGCCUGAUCGCGAACCGAGUUUCGAAUCCAAAGGCAUUCGAGUGGCUGUGCGAAAUGAGGUUCUACUUUGAUCCCCGACAGACCGAGGUCCUGCAACAAUUGACGAUACACAUGGCGAACGCUAAAUUCUUUUAUGGCUUCGAAUAUCUCGGUGUACAGGAUCGCCUGGUACAAACACCGUUGACCGAUCGUUGCUACUUGACCAUGACACAGGCUCUGGAGGCUCGACUCGGCGGAUCGCCAUUCGGCCCGGCUGGCACUGGCAAGACCGAAUCCGUCAAGGCUCUCGGUCAUCAGUUGGGGCGCUUCGUCCUCGUUUUCAAUUGCGACGAAACUUUCGAUUUCCAAGCCAUGGGACGUAUAUUCGUUGGACUGUGCCAAGUCGGAGCCUGGGGUUGCUUCGACGAAUUCAAUCGUCUCGAGGAGAGAAUGUUAUCUGCCGUGUCUCAACAAGUCCAAACGAUCCAGGAAGCCCUUAAGAGCCAAAUGGAGGGCAAGAAAGAGGGAACGCUCUGCGUCGAACUCGUCGGUAAACAGGUCAAAGUCUCCCCGGAUAUGGCUAUUUUCAUAACUAUGAAUCCUGGCUACGCCGGACGCUCCAAUUUACCGGAUAAUUUGAAAAAAUUGUUCCGAUCUCUCGCCAUGACUACACCCGACAGACAACUCAUUGCCGAAGUAAUGCUCUUCAGUCAAGGAUUCCGAUCGGCCGAGAAACUCGCCUGCAAAAUUGUACCCUUCUUCAAAUUGUGCGACGAACAACUCUCCAAUCAGUCUCAUUACGACUUUGGUCUUCGGGCUCUGAAAUCCGUUCUAAUAUCAGCCGGCAACGUUAAACGUGACAGGAUCCAAAAAAUCAAGGAGGGCAUGCUCAAUCGAGGCGAUACGGAUAUCGACGAGGCGUCGAUAGCGGAAAAUUUGCCAGAACAAGAAAUUCUCAUACAAUCGGUUUGCGAGACCAUGGUGCCGAAACUCGUCGCUGAGGACAUUCCGUUGUUGUUCAGCCUUUUGAACGACGUUUUCCCCAAUGUAAAUUACACGCGCGCCGAGAUGAAGGGAUUGAAGGACCAAAUAAGAAAAGUUUGUGCCGAGGAGUACCUGGUUUGUGGCGAAGGGGACGAGCAGGGCGGUGCUUGGCAAGAAAAGGAAACUGCGGGUGACACGUGGGUAGAAAAGGUUCUGCAACUGUAUCAAAUCUGUAAUUUGAAUCACGGUCUAAUGAUGGUCGGUCCGAGCGGAUCGGGUAAAACAACGGCGUGGAAAGUAUUGUUGAAAGCCCUCGAACGUUUUGAAGGGGUGGAAGGAGUCGCGCACGUAAUUGAUCCAAAGGCGAUAAGCAAGGAGACGCUGUACGGUGUUUUGGAUCCGAACACGCGGGAGUGGACCGAUGGUUUGUUCACCCACAUACUCCGCAAGAUAAUAGACAACGUACGAGGUGAAAUCAACAAACGUCAAUGGAUCAUCUUCGACGGUGACGUUGAUCCGGAAUGGGUAGAAAAUUUGAAUUCGGUCCUCGACGAUAAUAAAUUAUUGACGUUGCCAAACGGCGAACGUCUCAGCUUACCACCGAACGUUCGAGUUAUGUUCGAAGUGCAGGAUCUCAAGUAUGCGACGCUCGCAACGGUCUCCCGUUGUGGUAUGGUUUGGUUCUCCGAGGACGUAUUGUCAACGGAAAUGAUAUUUGAGAAUUACAUGAUGAGAUUGAAGAAUAUACCGUUGGAAGAGGGUGACGAGGAUGGCAAUUUCGGCAGCGGUGGUGGUAAACAAAAAACGGACAAGGACGAGACCCUCUCACCGGGGCUUCAGGUUCAACGGGAAGUAGCCAGUAUAAUGCAGAGUUAUUUUGCUCCCGAUGGCCUGGUCGUCAGAUGUUUGGAAUACGCAAUGAAACAGGAGCACAUUAUGGACUUUACGCGUCUGAGAGCUCUGAGCUCGUUAUUCUCAAUGCUCAAUCAAGCGGUUCGAAAUGUUUUGCAAUACAAUCACGCCCACGUUGACUUUCCGCUGCCGAGCGAACAACUCGAAAGAUACAUGCCAAAAUGUUUGGUAUACGCUCUCUUAUGGAGCUUUGCCGGUGAUGCCAAACUCAAAGUUCGCUCCGAUUUGGGUGAUUUUGUCAGAUCCAUCACGACCGUAACGUUACCCUCGCAAAGCAGCAUUCCGAUUAUUGAUUUCGAGGUUAAUAUUCACGGGGAAUGGCUUCUAUGGAGCAAUAAAGUACCGCAGAUCGAGGUCGAAACUCACAAAGUCGCCAGUCCCGAUAUCGUUAUACCGACUCUGGAUACCGUUAGACACGAGAGUUUGCUCUACACUUGGCUCGCUGAGCACAAACCACUCGUGCUUUGCGGACCUCCCGGUUCCGGAAAAACCAUGACGCUAUUCUCCGCUCUGCGUGCUCUUCCCGAUAUGGAAGUUGUUGGUCUCAACUUCUCGUCGGCCACGACCCCGGAACUUUUACUUAAAACGUUUGAUCAUUAUUGCGAAUAUCGUAAAACCCCGAACGGCGUUGUACUUUCUCCGGUACAACUCGGCAAAUGGCUCGUUCUCUUCUGCGACGAAAUCAAUCUACCGGAUAUGGAUAAUUACGGUACUCAGCGUGUGAUCUCGUUCCUCCGUCAGCUGGUCGAGCAUCGAGGCUUUUAUCGUACGAGCGAUCAGGCAUGGGUCUCAUUGGAGAGAAUUCAAUUCGUCGGUGCUUGCAAUCCACCUACCGAUCCCGGUAGAAAACCUUUGAGCCACAGAUUCUUACGUCACGUGCCGGUGAUAUACGUCGAUUAUCCGGGCGAGACGUCGCUCAAGCAAAUUUAUGGAACCUUCACACGCGCUAUGCUCAGGUUAACACCUUCCCUGAGAGGUUACGCAGAGCCAUUGACGAACGCGAUGGUAGAAUUUUAUUUGGCAUCCCAGGAGAGAUUCACCCAAGACAUGCAGCCUCAUUACGUUUAUUCACCUCGUGAAAUGACAAGAUGGGUCCGAGGAAUUUGCGAAGCGAUAAGACCAUUGGAUAAUUUGUCGGUCGAGGGUCUCGUACGCCUGUGGGCCCACGAGGCUCUGCGUCUCUUCCAAGAUCGCCUCGUGGAAGAUACGGAACGGGCGUGGACCAACAAAAACAUUGAUGUCGUUGGAUUGAAACACUUUGCGGGCAUCGAUCGUGAAAAAGCUCUCUCACGACCGAUUUUAUACAGCAAUUGGCUCUCGAAGGAUUACGUUCCCGUUAAUCGACAAGAAUUGCGGGAUUACGUUCGAGCUCGAUUGAAAGUAUUUUACGAAGAAGAAUUGGACGUGCCUCUCGUACUUUUCGACGAAGUUCUCGAACACGUGCUUCGAAUUGACAGAAUUUUCCGACAGCCACAGGGACAUCUAUUGCUUAUCGGUGUCUCUGGGGCUGGUAAGACGACUCUGUCGAGAUUCGUUGCAUGGAUGAACGGUCUAUCGAUCUUCCAAAUAAAGGUCCACAACAAGUACACGGGAGAAGAUUUCGAUGAAGAUUUGCGCCAAGUGUUACGUCGUUCCGGUUGCAAGGAUGAAAAAAUCGCCUUCAUUCUCGAUGAAUCUAACGUUCUCGAUUCCGGAUUUCUCGAGCGUAUGAACACACUUCUCGCGAAUGGCGAAGUUCCCGGAUUGUUCGAGGGUGACGAGUACACGACUCUUAUGACGCAGUGCAAGGAAGGAGCUCAGCGCGAGGGCUUGAUGCUCGAUUCUAACGAGGAGUUGUACAAAUGGUUUACGGGCCAAGUGAUGAAAAAUUUACACGUUGUUUUUACAAUGAAUCCGAGCACCGACGGGCUCAAGGAUCGUGCGGCCACGUCACCCGCUCUCUUCAAUCGUUGCGUUCUCAACUGGUUCGGCGAUUGGUCGGACAACGCUCUCUUCCAAGUUGGCAAAGAAUUUACAAAUCGCGUUGACCUUGAGAAACCUUCCUGGAAGUGCCCGGACUUUUUCCCCUCUGUUUGCUCCUUGAUUCCAGCUCAAACUUGUCAUCGCGAUGCCGUCAUAAACGCUUGCGUAUAUGUACACCAAACUUUGCACAAAGCGAACGCGAGAUUGGCCAAACGCGGCAGCAGAACAAUGGCCAUUACUCCCCGGCAUUAUUUAGAUUUCAUCAAUCACUUUGUCAAGCUCUAUCGGGAAAAGCGGAGCGAUUUGGAGGAACAACAGCUGCACCUUAACGUAGGUCUGAGUAAAAUAGCCGAGACGGUCGAGCAAGUCGAAGAGAUGCAGAAGAGCCUCGCUGUCAAAUCACAAGAGCUCCAGGCCAAGAACGAAGCUGCCAACGCGAAAUUACGACAAAUGGUCAAGGAUCAACAGGAGGCCGAGAAAAAGAAGGUUCAGAGUCAAGAGAUUCAACAACAACUGGCUAUUCAAACGGUCGCUAUCGAUCAAAAGAGAGAAGACGUUAUGGCGGACCUCGCACAAGUCGAGCCCGCCGUUAUUGACGCACAGAACGCGGUCAAGUCGAUAAAGAAACAUCAUUUGGUCGAGGUUCGUUCGAUGGCGAACCCGCCAGCUAUCGUCAAGGUCGCGCUGGAAUCUAUCUGCUUGUUGCUCGGUGAAAAUGCCAGCGACUGGAAAUCGAUACGCGCUGUCAUCAUGAGAGACAAUUUUAUCAAUACAAUAGUCUCUAAUUUCAGUACCGAGGACAUAACCGACGAGGUACGAGACAAAAUGAAGAGCCGUUAUUUGAGCAAUCCUGAUUAUAACUUUGAAAAAGUAAAUCGAGCGAGUAUGGCCUGUGGUCCGAUGGUCAAAUGGGCAACAGCACAGAUCGAGUACGCAGAUAUGUUGAAACGAGUUGAGCCACUGCGGGACGAGCUCUACUCUUUGGAACGCCAGGCCGAAACUAACAAGGCGAAAGGGGAACAAGUCAAAGACCUGAUAGCGCAACUCGAGCUGAGUAUCGCGUCGUACAAGGAAGAAUACGCUCAGUUAAUAUCGCAAGCACAGGCGAUCAAGACGGACUUGGAAAAUGUCCAGGGGAAAGUGGACAGGUCGAUAGCUCUCAUAAAAUCUUUGGUUAUCGAGAGAGAAAGAUGGGAAGCCACGAGCGAAACUUUCCGCAGUCAAAUGUCAACUAUAAUCGGUGACGUUUUACUGUCAUCAGCAUUUUUAGCGUACGCCGGAUACUUUGAUCAACACUACCGGCAGAACUUGUUCACGACUUGGUGCCAGCAUUUGCAACAUGCAAACAUACAAUUCCGCGGAGACAUAGCACGGACGGAAUAUCUCUCUAAUCCGGACGAGCGGCUGAGAUGGCAAGCGAACGCACUGCCGUCGGACGAUUUGUGCACCGAGAACGCAAUAAUGUUGAAGCGUUUCAACCGUUACCCCCUGAUAAUCGACCCAUCGGGCCAGGCCACCGAAUUCAUAAUGAAUGAAUUUAAAGAACGGAAAAUCACUAAAACAAGCUUCCUCGAUGAUUCGUUCAGAAAGAAUCUCGAGAGCGCUCUACGAUUCGGUAAUCCGCUGCUCGUACAGGACGUCGAGAACUACGAUCCUAUUUUGAAUCCGGUGCUCAACCGAGAGCUUCGGCGUACCGGAGGACGAGUGUUGAUAACCCUCGGAGAUCAGGACAUCGAUCUUUCCCCCUCGUUCGUAAUAUUCUUGUCGACGAGAGAUCCGACCGUCGAAUUCCCGCCCGACAUAUGUUCCCGGGUAACUUUCGUUAAUUUCACGGUAACGCGGUCUUCUCUGCAGAGUCAGUGCUUGAAUCAAGUACUGAAAGCGGAGCGUCCGGACAUCGAUGAGAAGCGAUCCGAUCUGUUGAAACUUCAGGGAGAAUUUCAUUUGCGUCUACGACAAUUGGAGAAAUCUUUGCUACAAGCGCUGAACGAUGCGAAGGGUAAAAUAUUGGACGACGACUCGGUCAUAACGACCCUCGAGACAUUGAAACAAGAGGCAGCCGAUAUAAGCAAAAAAGUCGAAGAAACCGACAAAGUUAUCGCCGAAAUCGAGACCGUGUCCCAACAAUACAUGCCUCUGUCGCAAGCCUGCUCAAACAUGUACUUCACGAUGGACAGCCUCAAUCAGAUACACUUUUUGUACCAGUACUCGUUGAAAAUGUUUUUGGACAUUUUCACCUCGGUUCUCUCGCAAAAUCCAAAAUUAUCCGGCAUCACCGAUUAUACGCAGAGAUUGUCGCAAAUAACGAGCGAUUUGUUUUCGGUGUCUUACGAGCGGGUAGCGCGUGGUAUGUUGCACGCCGAUCGAAUGACCUUCGCUCUGCUGCUCUGUAGAAUUCAUCUGAAGGGUAUUGCGAGCGAGUCGAGUUACGACAGUGAAUUUACUUUCUUCUUACGAGGCAAAGAAGGAGUACUGAAUAUUCGUGGGCCACCUGUAGCGAGUCUGAGCUCCGAGCAGCAAGAAGCAAUGAUGCGCCUGAGCAUAAGAUUACCGGCGUUUAAAAAGCUUUCGGAAAAUAUCGAGGCGCACGGGUCUGACUUUGGGAGUUGGUUGCAAUCAUCGACGCCUGAAAAUUCGGUACCAAAAUUGUGGCAAGACGAGCAGCAGCAGCAACCGUUGGAUAAGGAUAAACCGUCGACGUCUUCACCGAUCGGUGAAUCGAUACAUCGGUUGUUGAUGAUACAAGCCUUCCGCCCCGAUCGGGUUAUGGCCGCCGCAUCUUUGUUCAUCACAUCGGCUCUCGGUGAAACUUUCAUGUCCGCCGCUGAAGUUGAAAUGGACUUUGCCUCUGUAGUGGAGAAUCAAUUGAAGGCAACGGUACCGGCUCUAUUGUGCUCGGUGCCCGGUUUCGACGCGUCCGGCAGAGUCGACGAUCUCGCUGCUGAAUUGGGCAAGCAAAUAGUCAGUAUCGCCAUUGGUUCCGCGGAAGGUUUCAAUCAGGCCGACAGAGCAAUUAAUAUGGCGGUUAAAGCCGGACGUUGGGUCAUGUUGAAGAAUGUACAUUUGGCUCCUCAGUGGCUCGUCCAAUUGGAGAAAAAGUUGCACAGCCUCCAGCCCCAUGCCGCGUUCCGUUUGUUCCUCACCAUGGAGAUCAAUCCAAAAGUACCGGUGAAUCUUCUGCGCGCCGGUCGUAUAUUCGUAUUCGAACCACCACCCGGCAUAAGAGCCAAUCUCUUGAGGACCUUCAGCACCGUUCCAGCCUCGAGAAUGAUGAAAGCUCCUAACGAGAGAGCCAGAUUGUACUUUUUGCUCGCUUGGUUCCACGCCAUUGUACAAGAACGUUUGCGUUACUCGCCCUUGGGUUGGUCCAAACAUUACGAAUUCAACGAGAGCGAUCUCCGAGUCGCUUGUGAUACUCUCGAUACUUGGAUCGAGGCGACCGCGAUGGGAAGAACGAAUUUGCCACCCGAGAAAGUACCCUGGGACGCUCUCGUUACUCUUCUCUCGCAAUGUAUCUACGGUGGAAAAAUCGAUAACGAUUUUGAUCAACGUUUGCUCGCUUCCUUCCUACGUAAAUUAUUUACACCGCGAUCCUUCGAGUCGGACUUUGCUCUGGUAGCGAACGUUGACGGAGCCGCCGCCGCGACCGGUCAAGCCAGUCAGAGGCACAUCACUAUGCCGGAUGGCAAUCGACGCGAUCAUUUCUUGAAAUGGAUCGAAUCCCUUUUGGAUCGACAGACACCCUCCUGGCUCGGACUCCCGAAUAACGCCGAAAAAGUUUUGCUAACCACGAGAGGAACCGAUCUUGUAUCGAAGCUCUUGAAGAUGCAACAACUCGAGGACGAGGACGAGUUGGCUUAUUCGAACGACGAAUCCCUCGAUACACCCCACGAAGCUGAGGCCGAUGGAAGACCAUCCUGGAUGAGAGUUUUACACAAUUCGGCAAGCACGUGGCUCCAACUUCUCCCGAAAAACCUUCCAACCCUCAAGAGAACCGUAGAAAAUAUCAAAGAUCCGCUUUAUCGUUAUUUCGAGAGGGAAGUCAACAGCGGAGCCAAAUUGUUGCAAGAUGUUAUACACGAUCUCGAAGACGUCGUUCUCAUCUGUCAAGGUGAAAAGAAACAAACCAAUUAUCAUCGAACCAUGCUCUCGGAAUUGGUCAAGGGUAUUUUACCGGCUGGUUGGAGACGAUACACCGUUCCAAGAGGUUGCACCGUUAUUCAAUGGAUCACCGAUUUCAGUCACAGGGUUUCCCAGCUACAGGAAGUUUCUCGCUUAGUUUCACAAGGCGGGGCCAAGGAAAUUAAGAGCUUUCCAGUCUGGCUCGGUGGGUUAUUGAAUCCCGAAGCUUAUAUAACAGCGACGAGGCAGUGUAUAGCUCAAGCCAACAGUUGGUCCCUCGAAGAGCUUCAAUUGGACGUGACGAUCGGAGAUGGUGACAACAUAGCCACCGACGAUUGUUCCUUCGCUGUAACCGGACUCAAGCUUCAAGGUGCUCAGUGCAAGGAUAACCAGCUUUAUCUCACCUCAACUAUAAUGACGGAUUUGCCGGUCACGAUGUUGAGAUGGGUGCGAUCCUCGACCGAGGAAGUCAAGAAGGGCAAACUGUCCUUACCAGUUUACUUGAAUAGCACGCGCACAGAAUUAUUAUUUACCGUAGAUUUGAAUACUGCGACAAAACAAGAUCCGCACAGUUUUUACGAACGCGGUGUAGCAGUUUUGAUUUCUACCGCGUUGAACUAAAUGCCCCCUUCUUCGAUUUAUUCUUCAUUACGCAGUAUUUCAACACUCGAGCUAUCCGAUAAUCCAAGUCUCAACAGUUUCUAAUAGCCGUGAAUGUUCGAUUCAGUAGGAAUUCCAAGUGUAGAGAAUUUUUCUGAACAACACUUUUGAGUGCAAUUUCCAAAAAUUUUGAUGCGAAUAAAAACUAGUUGAAAUCAUAGCAGCUGCUGGUUGUGCGGCGCUGAGUCAGAGCAUCUUAAAGCAUAAUGUUCAUGUUUUGAUUUUCAUUUAUUUUUUUUUACCAUUCACUACGGGAUAUUAUCGACAGCUUAAAAAAUUGUUUAAUCUUCCCCACCGAACGGAUACCGUCGGUUAUUUUCGCAAAACUCAAUGUAGCACUCUGUUAAUUUAUAACUUAUAAUCGAAAUUUGUUUAUAUUGCAAUUGAAAGCUUCUAAUAAAGUAUAUUGUCAGUCGUAAGCAAAAAAUUUA